This is a messenger RNA of Nicotiana tabacum (common tobacco), 1111 nucleotides long. RefSeq names its product transcription factor bHLH104. Gene Ontology annotation, molecular function: DNA-binding transcription factor activity; protein dimerization activity. NCBI's taxonomy places the organism in Eukaryota, Viridiplantae, Streptophyta, Magnoliopsida, Solanales, Solanaceae. Gene Ontology annotation, biological process: intracellular iron ion homeostasis; regulation of DNA-templated transcription. The record is from RefSeq and is a predicted model, not a curated record.
AUCGUUGAAAACCUUUCCCCCAAAAAAGAAUUCAUAACUUUUAUGGUUUAAUUUUUCAUUUGAUUUUUAAUUUUUCCUUUUUAUUGUCUUGAUUUUUCGAAAUGGAUCAAUUAGAUUCAUUUCGAGAUAACAGUUGGGACUUAAUUGAUAUAAACAGUUUUAUAGAUGAAGCACCUUCAGAUUUCUUUUGGAAUGAUCAAAUCCAGAACCAGAACCAGAGAGCUGUUGCAGAACUCGAGGCACCUCUCAGCAGUGCUACAUUUCAGGAGGAGUGUAUAGAAACAGAAUGCCCUCGGAAGAGAGGCCGGAAUGAGUCUUGCAGCAAACAAGGGAACAAAGCCUGCCGUGAGAGAUUAAGAAGGGAAAAAUUGAAUGAAAGGUUUUCAGAGCUAUGUUCUGUUCUGGAACCUGGGAGACCUGUAAAAACAGACAAAAUGGCCAUACUUGGUGAUGCCAUUCGUGUUCUAAACGAACUGAAGACUGAAUCUGAGGAAUACAAAGAGAUAAACCAAAAGCUUAUGGAAGAGAUCAAAACAUUGAAGGCAGAAAAGAACGAACUUCGUGAAGAGAAACUCGCACUGAAGGCAGACAAAGAGAGGAUGGAGCAAGAGUUGAAAGCUACGGCUACUCCAGCAAGUUUUAUUCCACCCCAUCCAGCAGCAUAUCAGCCGGCAGUUAAUAAGAUGGCAGUUUUCCCAAGUUAUGGUUAUGUCCCAAUGUGGCAGUAUCUACCGCCAUCUUCCCGAGACACAUCUCAAGAUCAUGCGCUCAGGCCUCCUGCUGCUUGAGAAUCUUGCAAGAUGAUGUAUGGCAUUUCCCCCUUCAUUCGUGUAAAUAUUGGUAACAUGUCAAUUUAUUUUACUCUCUUAGUCAUCUCUGUCUCCAUUUGUUUUCCUCCCUAUUUUCUCGAUAUUUAAUUUGGAGGGAGGUGCAUGUAUGGCAGAUAAUUUAUCUAGGUGGAAUUGGAUUUGAUUUACAUCUGCUACUUGACUUUUGCCCUUUUGGCUCCUACAUUUUUGUUUGUCUCUUGCAAUAAGUAGACAUUGUAAUUUUAGUUUAUCUGAACUAUGUGAUACAAUUGAUUAUGAGCUUUUUAAUUUUUGGAUUCUUA